Notothenia coriiceps (black rockcod) is the source of this 808-nucleotide messenger RNA. Its product is annotated as long-chain fatty acid transport protein 3-like. Gene Ontology annotation, molecular function: long-chain fatty acid transmembrane transporter activity; long-chain fatty acid-CoA ligase activity. The annotation marks the transcript as partial. Lineage: Eukaryota; Metazoa; Chordata; Actinopteri; Perciformes; Nototheniidae. The record is from RefSeq and is a predicted model, not a curated record. The transcript is spliced from 5 exons. Gene Ontology annotation, cellular component: plasma membrane; endoplasmic reticulum membrane. Gene Ontology annotation, biological process: long-chain fatty acid import into cell; long-chain fatty acid metabolic process.
UGUGUGUGUGUGUGUGUGUGUGUUGAUCCAGAUUUGGUGCAUUUGGUGGAGGAGGUGUUGCCGGACCUGAAGAAGGACAACAUGGCGCUGUGGGUGGUGGAUCACACGGCCCCCUCGGAGGAGUUCACCAGUCUACUCGAUAAGGUGGAGAGCAUGUCUGGAGAAAGCUUGAGUGACCUUCCUAAAGUGAACAUCAUGUCCAACUUCCUCUUCAUCUUCACUUCAGGCACCACAGGUCUCUCCAAGGCGGCCCGGGUGGGUCACCUGAAGGCCGUCCUCAGUAUGGCCUUCUUUGAGAUGUGUGGAGCCAUGUCUGAGGACAUCAUCUACAUCACUCUGCCUCUGUACCACAUGUCUGCUUCCCUGCUGGGGAUCGGAGGAUGCAUACAGCUCGGUGCGACGUGUGUUUUAAAGAAGAAGUUUUCAGCCAGUCAGUUUUGGAAGGACUGUGUGAAGCACGAUGUGACGGUGGUGCAGUACAUAGGAGAACUCUGUCGAUACCUCUACAACCAUCCUGCAGUCCCAGAGGAGAGGGCUCACCGCGUCCGGCUGGCAGCAGGAAGUGGUCUCCGCUCAGACAUUUGGAGGCAGUUUUUGCAGCGUUUCGGCAGCAGGAUAAAGAUCAGAGAAGGUUAUGGCCUGACGGAGGCUGGCAUCGGCUUCCUGAACUACACCGAGGAGGUCGGACCCAUCGGCAGGGCGGGCUAUUUCAACAAGCUGUCCAUGCCCUUUGAGCUCCUCAGACACGACCCAGUGUCCUACGAGGCGGUCCGGACCCCCGCUGGGAGAUGCAUACGAGCACAGAACG